CGCUGAUUUGCAGCAUCCAUGGAACCCACCCUUGGUUCUCUGCUAGUCUGAUUCUUGAUAGCCAGACGCAAGGGUCCUCGGUGAAGCCCAGCAUGACAACCUUCACAUGAUAAGCCUGGCUGGCAGGGAUGAUAACAGGACGGAAGAUGACAGAUUAUAUAUUUGCACCCCGUUGUCCGUCGCACACAAAAACCAGCUAAUCACAAUCUUCUCCAUACCAGACAUACUUUUAACCCCAACAUGGGCUCCAUCGAUCCAGUCCCAGAAUCAAACCCAGUGUUCGAAAAAUAUGGCUUAUCCAGCCACCUCCGUCUCGGAAGCAACACUCCUGGCCCUCAUCCAUCGUCUCAAACCCGACCAGUCCAUCAUCCAGAAUGGGACAAGGCAUCCGAUCGUGGAUAUGUUGUCUCUGACCAUCUCAUCAAUGAGCCACCACCGGAUAAGCCUUUCAAAAUCGUCAUGUUGGGAGCUGGAGCAGCCGGGAUCGACUUCCUCCACUACGCUCCGUCCGCCUUUGCAGGGCUGGACGUAGAAAUCGCCUGCUACGAGAAAAAUGCAGAUAUAGGCGGUACAUGGUACGAGAAUCGCUAUCCAGGAUGUGCAUGCGAUGUGCCGAGUAUUGCUUAUUCGUUUCCGUGGCGCGCGAAUCCGAAUUGGUCGAGCUUUUAUUCCAGCGCAAAGGAGAUUUGGGAAUACUUAAAGCAGAUUGUCGUCGAGGAGGACAUGUUGAAGUACAUCCAACUCAACACUCGUGUAGUGUCGGCGAUAUGGAAUGAGGCAAAAAGCAAGUGGGUGGUAAGGUUGCAACGGGACACGACUGAGUGGGAGGAUGAGUGUGAUUUGUUCCUCAACGGAUCUGGAUUCCUCAAUUCAUGGAAAUGGCCGGAUACUCCGGGUUUGCACUCGUUCAAAGGGGAUCUGUUCCACACCGCGGCUUAUCCGGAGGAAUUCGACCUCAAAAACAAGAGGGUAGCAGUGAUUGGGUCCGGCAGUUCAGGUAUCCAACUCGCUGCCUCUAUUCAUAACGAGGUGUCGCACUUGUAUACCUGGGUGCGCAGCCCAAUCUGGAUUACCUCUGCUUUCGCACAGCGCUUCUCUGGGAAGGACGGGCAGAACUUUGACUACACCCCCGAGCAGAAGAUUGAUUUCGACCAUGAUCGCGAAAAGUACCAUCGGUACAAAAAGUCCAUUGAGCACGAGUUGAAUCAGCGGUUCAAGCUUGCACUCCGCAACACGGCGGAAUCCGAUGAAGCCAAUGCUUCCUCAUACAAGAAUAUGUGCGACAAGCUCGCAUCAAAACCAGACGUUAGGGAUGCGAUCAUUCCAAAGAACUUCAAUGUCGCCUGUCGGCGCCCAACCCCGGGCAACGGCUACCUUAGGACCCUGGCCUCUGAUAAAACCACCGUGUUCACUGAGCGGAUCCAGGCCAUCACACCUGCAGGCGUGAUUGACUCUGCAACUGGGAUCGAGCAUCCGGUGGACGUCAUCAUCUGUGCCACAGGGUUCGAUACAUCGUACCGACCGCGUUUUCCCAUUAUCGGCCUAAAUGGUACGAAUCUGUCCGACAAGUGGGCAACCCUCCCCACCAGCUACUUGGCCAUUGGGGUCGACGAGUUUCCAAAUUAUUUCACCUACUCAGGCCCCUAUGCCCCGACUGGCCACGGGUCCAUCCUACCUAUUAUCUCCCACUUGACGCACCACUUCAUCCAAAUCGUCAAACGCAUGCGUAAGGAACAUAUCCGACGACUGAGUCCAAAGUCAUCCGCUGUGCGAGACUUCGUCGAGCAUGCUCACACAUUUCUCCCGCGAACCUGUUGGUCAGAUCCGUGCUCCAGCUGGUUCAAACAGGGCCGGACCGACGGCCCAGUCGUCAUCUGGCCAGGGUCUCGACUGUCAUUCUUCGAGGCACUGAGGACGCCUACACUGAGUGACUAUGAUAUUGAGUACUGGAGUGGGAAUCGGUUUGGGUAUCUGGGGUCGGGCUUCCUUGAUGCCGAAUUCACUGGUGGCAACGUUACCUGGUACCUGGACCAGUACUCGGAUAACGAGGCAUGGAUGAAGCAUGGAGUUCGGUACGAUACGGAAAGGAAUGAGUUUGCCUACGUGAGUGAACAAGCACUUCGUAAGUGACACAGCUAUUGCGUCUCGGAUCCAAACACAUACUAUCCAAUAACAGACAAGCAAUCAGACUAUCAAUUCAGCUCUUCAACUCAUGCACCAGGAUAUGGAUCUCUUCCCCGGGCGGGCGAAUCCCAGCCAGGACCAAGACCCAGAAACCAUCUGAUUCCCU
This is a messenger RNA of Aspergillus sclerotioniger CBS 115572, 2290 nucleotides long. Its product is annotated as flavin-containing monooxygenase. Gene Ontology annotation, molecular function: N,N-dimethylaniline monooxygenase activity; NADP binding; flavin adenine dinucleotide binding. The transcript has 4 exons. NCBI's taxonomy places the organism in Eukaryota, Fungi, Ascomycota, Eurotiomycetes, Eurotiales, Aspergillaceae. The record is from RefSeq and is a predicted model, not a curated record. Bases 241 to 2130 code for a protein of 629 amino acids.